Messenger RNA from Galeopterus variegatus (Sunda flying lemur), 1012 nucleotides. It is a transcript of the gene TGFBR3L, whose product is annotated as transforming growth factor, beta receptor III-like. The coding region runs from base 1 to 861 and encodes 286 amino acids. The transcript is spliced from 7 exons. NCBI's taxonomy places the organism in Eukaryota, Metazoa, Chordata, Mammalia, Dermoptera, Cynocephalidae. The record is from RefSeq and is a predicted model, not a curated record.
AUGCUGGGUGCCACACUCCUGCUACUGGCCCUACUCCCGGACACCUCCACCUUACCCAGUGGGCCACCUGUGCCCCCAUUCCCCGUGGCGCCGGGCCCCUGGCUGCGCAGGCCUCUUUUCCGUCUGGAGCUGUCGGACGCAGAGGACGCCUUCCCACGCCGCGCGGGGCCGCUCGAGGUCCCGGCCGACAGCCGCGUGUUCGUGCAGGCGGCCUUGGCCCGCCCCUCCCCGCGCUGGGGCCUGGCCCUGCACCGCUGCUCAGUGACGCCGUCCUCACGCCUGGCCCCGGGGCCCGCCCUGGCGCUGCUGCGUGGGGGAUGCCCCGCAGACCCCUCGGUCGCCUUCCCGCCGCCGCUCCCCAGCAGCGCUGCCGGCCUCGCGCGCUUCAGCUUCCGCCUGCGCCCUGUCUUCAACGCCUCGGUGCAGUUCCUGCACUGCCAGCUGAGCCGCUGUCGCCGCCUCCGGGGAGCCCUCCGGACUCCAGCGCCUCUGACGCCACCAUCGCGGUGUCUGCCUCAGGAUGAAGCCUGCGCGGGCGCCAGCAGUGACAGUGGCGAGAGCCUGGGUGGCGACAGCUCCCACCUGCACACGCUGACGCAGCCCAUUGUGGUCACCGUGCCACGGCCGCCCCCCCGGCCACCCAAGAGCGUUCCGGGCAGGGCUGUGCGCCCCGAGCCUCCCGCGCCGGCGCCCGUGGCCCUGGAGCCUGCGCCAGUGGUGGCGCUGGUGGUGGCCGCCUUCGUGCUGGGCGCUGCGUUGGCCGCCGGGCUCUGCCUCGUUUGCGCGCACUCAGCGCCCCCGCCCCCCGGGCCGCCCCCGAGAGCCUCGCCCGGCGGCCCCCAGCCCAGGAGGCCCCAGUAAAGCAGGGAUGACGCGCCCCCUGCAAGGUCCGAGAUGCACCCAAACACAGCAUCGGGACCAGGCCCGUCAGGACCCGACGUUCUGCCCUGGACCUCGGACCCGGUGGGACCACGACCUCUGAGCUUCUCCUUUCUCCCCAACCCCCCCACCC